AGCGUAGAAGUUGUUGUGUAUGAAAAACUGGGCAUAGGACAGGUGCAAUUUCUACAGUGUUGGCUGUAAAUCUGAGCUAAAGGCAUUACAUGUGAACAAUGCUUCUGAACGGCUUGAAAGUGGAAUUGCUCUAGGUGUUCAGCUUGCAAUACAAUUUAGCACGUUUUCUUGUUUAAGUGUCUAUCUGUGUUUUUCGUUUACUUCGAUCCAAAUGUCCGGGUUUCCAAUGCUGUACCCACUUACUCAAGUUUAGAUCUUACAUAUGUAUUUUUCAGAAUCGCAUUUUAAAUAUGAGAGUGCUUCCAGUCAUGAAUUCCACAGAUCUCGACUCACUUUUUCAGGUACCUUCCACCAACACUUCAUCUCUGUCAAUGCGUUUGCAGUCUAAAACCGUCGCCACUUCUGCGACCAUGUUUGCAGUGGGGGUCCUGGGUAACCUCAUCGCCAUCGUGGUCCUCUGCACAUCCAAGAAGGAACAGAAAGAGACCACUUUCUACAGCCUAGUCUGCGGAAUGGCCGUCACGGACCUCCUGGGGACCUGCUUCACCAGUCCCGUAGUCAUCGCUACCUAUGUGAUUAAUCGAUGGCCCGGAGGGGACUCGUUGUGCCAGUUCUUUUCGUUUUCCAUGCUGUUCUUCGGCUCUGCUGGCAUGUCUAUUCUCUGCGCAAUGGCUGUCGAGAGGUACCUAGCCAUAAACCAUGCCUACUUUUACUCCCACUACGUGGACAGGGCUAUGGCUAAAGUGGCGCUGAUGGCUGUCUAUUUAUUCAACGCGGUUCUGUGCGCCAUGCCAAGCUUCGGUUUCGGGAAACACGUAAGGCACUUUCCAGGCACCUGGUGCUUUUUGGACUGGAGGGCAUCGGAUGCGCUUUCUGCCUCAUAUUCUUAUCUGUACGCGGGAUUCACUGUGUUCCUGAUAGCCGUGACUGUGCUGUGUAACCUGGCUGUCUGCGGCUCGCUGGUGCGUAUGAGCCAGAGAGCACGGCUGGUGAGAGCAGAGGUAUCUGCACAAAACAACUCAAGACGCGGGCGCAGGUUUCCCCGGCUCGCCUCAGUUGCUUCAGCCACAGAAGUCCAAAUGUUUUGGUUGCUUAUUUUUAUGACUAGUAUUUUCCUGAUCUGUUCUAUCCCUUUGGUGGUGCAGAUAUUUAGGAACCAGCUCUACGGACCUGCAAACAUCUUAGCUGGGGGAAAGCCUGAUCAGCGCAGUGAUCUCAUGGCAAUCCGUUUCGCCUCCUUCAACCCCAUCCUGGACCCCUGGGUUUACAUCCUGUGCAGGAAGAACCUGCUGAUCAAGGGCUGCGAGCGGGUAAAGCGUACAGUGAGCAUCGCCAGGGAAGGCCAUGGUCGCAAAGUGGGCUGGACAAGCGGGCAACGAACACCGCCUUCGUGCAUCAACAGCAUCAGCACCAGCUACGCUUCCUUGCGGGGCCGUGAUGACAGAGACGAUGCCCCAAAACUGACCGAAACUAGGACUAAAUCUUUCACCGACUUCACCACUCAGCAGACCUGGGAUAUGGACAUGUCCAAGGCGAACUUUCAUCCCUUUAGCAUCCACCAGGAUGAGGGAGUUGAUUUUGAGAAAGAUACACCUGCCUCAACCAGUCCAGCGCAGGCUAAACCCCUCCUGUGCACUAUCAUCCAGAAGACCCCCACCCCCGAGAGCUGCCGAUGCGGGGGCAUCUCACAGUGCAGCGCAGCAGCACAGCAGAACCACGACAGACAGUUUGACAUUGUCACCUGCACUUUCAGCACGCCCAGCUCAUGCACGUCUGAAAAAUCUAUAUGAUAGAUUUGCAUUAUCAAGAACAAAAAAUUUUACAGGCACACACAAGUGAAAGUUUGGAGAGUUUUUGGAAUGUUAUAUUUGGGAGAUCAGACACUCUUCCUGUCAUAGUACUGUCCCAUCUGAUACCAGCUGCUAUAGAAGCUGAUUUGUGUAAGUAGUUAUUUUUAUUAUUGUGGUGUGGCAUAGCUGGUGAGUAGAGAACUGAAGCACAAUGCAGUUAAAGAACGUUGUCUUAGCUGUCUCAGCAUGUACUUGUGCAACACAGUGACACCGUGUCAAUCAUCCUCACAAAAAUGGCAAAGUAAUAAAAAAAAAAGUGUUCAUUUCACAUAAACUCAUCGCAUCCUUUUAUUCAAAGUGAUCAGUAAACAAUUUAGUGCUUUUGUAACCAAAGCACUACCAAAUUAAUACUUAGUAUUGAUAAUGAAAGUCACAUGACAAAGGGAUGGGAAAAAUCAGGACAAAAUAAGAGGAAUACACUUGGGUUGCUUCUGAUUUAUUUGAACAAGAGUCAACAGUGCAAGAACUGGCCAUUCCAGAGACAGAAGCAUGGGCUCCUAGUCACUCUGUUUUAUUCAUAGUUUAAACCUUGCAAAGUAAUAACUAUGUGAAACAACAGCACACAAGAAGACCGGUUUGAAUGGAAGAGAUUUCAUGAAGUGUUGUGCAUCUUCUGUUUUUGUGGCUUGACAUGGAAUGAAAAUAAGCUAAUUGUUCUGUUAAAUGACUGGUUAAUUGUUUUUUGAAGAUGCAUGCUGCAAUAUUGAGAUUUGUUGUCGUUGUUUAACUGGUAUUGUAUAGCAGCGGGCGGGGUCAAUAAAGCUGAUCGGUCACAAUAGCAUAUGAUUUCAGAAAGCAAAACACAUGGCAUGCUAUUGAGAAAAAUGAUCUUAAUAUCCGAGCAAUCAUACACAUGUAAGGGACGGGAAAAAAAUGUGCCCGUGAAUCCUUUAAUGAUGUGCAUUUAUUGCAUAAGGUGCAAUCAUGAAAUGUUGUGGUAUUUAUUUAAUUAACUUAUUUACAAAUUGCAAAGGGUGAGUUUAUGAGACCACUAAUGCACUAAUGAUAUAAUUUACAAUACCCGGUUGAUUGUAAACCUUAUGUAACAUUUACAGCAAAAAAAAAAAAAAAAAAGUUUUUUUUUUCUGACAAUUGUAAGAAAUGC
This is a messenger RNA of Polyodon spathula (Mississippi paddlefish), 2955 nucleotides long. Its product is annotated as prostaglandin E2 receptor EP4 subtype-like. Gene Ontology annotation, biological process: cellular response to prostaglandin E stimulus; adenylate cyclase-activating G protein-coupled receptor signaling pathway; negative regulation of inflammatory response. The transcript has 2 exons. The record is from RefSeq and is a predicted model, not a curated record. Bases 291 to 1790 code for a protein of 499 amino acids. NCBI's taxonomy places the organism in Eukaryota, Metazoa, Chordata, Actinopteri, Acipenseriformes, Polyodontidae. Gene Ontology annotation, cellular component: plasma membrane. Gene Ontology annotation, molecular function: prostaglandin E receptor activity.